AACAAGAUGAUGGAGCAGGAACGCCGCUUCUCCACGGUGAACACAUCGACGCAUGGUCACAUGAACUGGAAGUUGUUUUCCACCUUGUCUAUCCCUUGCAAGCGUCACUGGAAUUCUAAUAUCCUGUGCGAAAUCACUGACGGCUUCUCAGACCUUGAAGGUUGA
Apiotrichum porosum is the source of this 165-nucleotide messenger RNA. RefSeq lists its product as uncharacterized. The record is from RefSeq and is a predicted model, not a curated record. The transcript is spliced from 2 exons. Lineage: Eukaryota; Fungi; Basidiomycota; Tremellomycetes; Trichosporonales; Trichosporonaceae. The annotation marks the transcript as partial.